AUGAGUCGCAAGAGAGACAGACCCAACUUCACGCGCUACGACCGGCCGGCUCCCUACCCAAAGCGGCGUCGUCCUCCUGCUCCUCCUCCUCCGCAGUUCCCACCAGACGAUGUCAAGCCAUCGACGAAGCCUCCCCCGCCGCCUGCGGUGGUUGUGAUGGAUCUAUCUCCGGACUGCUCAGUCCUUGAUCUGAAGUCGCGAUUCUCAAUAUACGGCGAAAUCUCUCGCAUCCGCAUCGAUCGUGAUGGUGUUGGUUACAUCACUUAUCGUUCUAAGGACUCAGCUGAGGCUGCCAUUACCGCUUCUCUUGACGCUUCCUUUGGCAUCACUGUCGACUCUAAAAAGGUACAAGUGUUAUGGGCAACGGAUCCGCUUGUGCAAUGGAGAGAAGGAGUUGGAGUUGGCGGUAAGAAGGGCAGUGGGUCCUCCUCCUCCAAACUCUUGAGGGCUGGGAUACCUUUAAGCAGACAUGGGAGAGGUAACAAGCUUGCUUCAGCGGUAGUGAAUCCAAGUAGUAGUAGUAGUGAUGGUUCUCCUGUGUUAGACGUGCCUUUCAAAGGCAGAGAAAUCAUUGCUUAUGAUGAUAUCCUCUAG
Molecule: messenger RNA, 594 nt
Organism: Dovyalis caffra
Lineage: Eukaryota; Viridiplantae; Streptophyta; Magnoliopsida; Malpighiales; Salicaceae
Source: the annotation of a GenBank genome assembly